CCUUCCCGAGGAGCGCGAAUACCUUCUACCUACCCCCCUACGCCGUGAACCUGCGUCUCCCGACCAAACCUUCCCAGGCGAAGCUAAGAACGGUGGUAGAACCUGAGGGAAUAUGGCAGAGGUAGGCUUGGGCGGUGGUGGCGCUGGGGGCAUGGGCAGGGGCAUGUUUGCGCUGAGUGUGUGUGUGUGUGUGUGUGUGUGUGUGUCUGGGGCUUGGGACGGGACAACAAUGAGGGGAAAGGAGGUUGGGCCAUGCAGGUCGAGCAGCCACUUGAGUACGAAAGCGGUUAUGCGGACCAUUGGGAGAAGACAUUGGGGCAAGACCAUUGGGAAAGGCCAAGCGCAAAUAGUUGUCACUCGACAGGUUUCGGAUUGUGGUUGCGCGUCGACAACGCCAAGGGCUUGCUUUUGGAAGGCAUCAUGUACGGUGACGGCUGACGAGACGAGACGGGAUGGGCUCGUCGACUUUCCUCGAAUGGGCGGCUUCCUCAAUUCCGAGGACGAGUCUGGAACUCUGUCAUCCGCUGAGUUCUGUCAGUUUCUCCCUUGCUAUCUAAGGUUCUCAAUAGGGGACAUGGGAGAGUAUGAUAUUUGAUAAGCGCAAGGGUUGUCUCGGCUUAUACAACCCCAGGCCAGGAUUCUCUCUCAUUGAACACCGUUCUUGGGUUGGAUCGUGCCCCCUCCUGCAUGUACCCAAUCUCAACAUGGUCUCCCGAAGCACGACCUGC
Messenger RNA from Ilyonectria robusta, 728 nucleotides. RefSeq lists its product as uncharacterized. Lineage: Eukaryota; Fungi; Ascomycota; Sordariomycetes; Hypocreales; Nectriaceae. The transcript has a single exon. The record is from RefSeq and is a predicted model, not a curated record. The coding region runs from base 113 to 595 and encodes 160 amino acids.